This is a messenger RNA of Cantharellus anzutake, 1906 nucleotides long. RefSeq lists its product as uncharacterized. Bases 26 to 1906 code for a protein of 626 amino acids. NCBI's taxonomy places the organism in Eukaryota, Fungi, Basidiomycota, Agaricomycetes, Cantharellales, Hydnaceae. The transcript has 2 exons. The record is from RefSeq and is a predicted model, not a curated record.
CUCGCGCUUCGACGGUAUUGAGACCAUGGACCCACCCCAGACAGGUGAUCCAACAACACCCAAGGCACCUCAACCGCUGGAUUUCUUACACACCACGCCAGAGCACAAUGAUCGAGAGCUAAGGCCUAGCGACCCCGAAUGUGUCUCGAAAUCCGACAUUUUCACAGUAUGCCAGACCUCAGAACAUGCAGCAAUCGACCUUGUUUGCCGAGUCGAGGAGCCUCAGUCAACGGAGGCAAUCGGAUACUACUGCGACUUCAAAUUUGACCUGAUCGAUUCACAGCCUGUACAAAUCUCCAAAUUAGAAGGUGUGACCGAGACCGAAGAGUGCAGCAGCAGCGCCAAGUCCCCUGUUGAGCCCAGCGAAGGCAGAUGUGAAGACACUAGUCCGGAGCGACUCAGGCGAGAAUUAAGAAAUCAAGUGGCAUUCCCUUCCGGUGAAGGGUACAAGGAUCCGCCCAAGAAGGAUCCAGAUAAGGUUGUAGGACAUGAAUUCAAUCCCAAUCGUGGUGAAGCGCCUGAGUACGUGAAGUCGCUUCCUAUCACCCCUGAGUUCGAAGACGGUUAUGGAGAACUGCCCACAAAAGACCCUGAUAAGGGUAUCAAUGUGAUGAAGUAUUCGGGCGAUGGCAGAUACGAGUCUAAGGUGACUCCAGAGGCCGAAAGUAUACGAAAUGUCAAGCUCCACAGUGAUAUCCUCGCGCUCAAUAUGCCGGAAGGCAUCUACAUCAUUUGCGGUGAUGAUAUCGCCCUGUUCGAAGCCAAACGCGAGUCUGAAUCCAGCAGGAAGUCAGAAAUAGCACGAGCCCUGGACUCAGCACAAGAGCACAGUGAGCAUAAAGAUAAAGAGCUAAGGCCUCCUGGCCUCAAUGAAGAGCUCAAUUGUUGUUGUUCUACAUUGUGUACCGAGUUCCGCCAUGAGGUUUCCAUGCUUAAGAUGGUAGAGGGCACUUACGUCGUUCAGGGUGACUUUGUGGUUCUCUUUGAAGAUGCAGAGCACGAGGUCCAGUUCAGAGGCGAGCCUAACCUGGUGCAAAUUGGCACUGAGCUCAAGGAUAAAGAGCUACGGCCUCUCAGCUUCAGCGGUGUGUUCGGAAAUUCCGACUCAGUGGAUGACUAUGCAUGCGAUUCUGGAUGUGAAUCCGACAUCGGCUUUGAUGCAGUACCCGAGGGCAUUGGGAUGAUUGAUCCCCCUGAAGUCAUUCUUACACACGAGUUGAAUCAUGAAGAACGAGAUUGUGAUUUGAUUGGCAAGCACGCUAUCAUACAUGGCAGAAUCGAUGCAGUGAAAAGCCCUACCUUCAAGAAUGCCGUUACUGCUAGUCCUGGUAUUAGAGCGCCCAAGCAUGCGAAAGCCCCAUGUUUCCCUGGCGAUGGCUAUGAAUGCCGACCCGAGAAAGACCCCGACAAGGUCUCAAAUGCGAAUGAGUGUCCGGGCGAUGGCCUAGCCCGAGAACAAGAGUCUGAGGAGACUCCAGAGGCCGAACGUUCGCGAGGUGUUGAGUCCCAUGGUGACACCUUCACGCUUGAGGGAGCUGAUGGGACCAUUCGAGUACUGGUCUUGGAUUGUGAGUCUGGGCCCAAGCGUGGGAUCAAUUGCAUGUCGAAUGCGGAGUCUUGGGCCGAAGUAAGCGAAAUCAGCAAUGGCCCAUACAAGUCGGCGAUGGGAGUGAAAAUGAGGCUUACCAUUGUGCCUAAACCUCUCGUUCGACCUGUAGUUCUCCCAGAUGUAAUGGCCACAACGGCACGGAGAUGCAUGCAAGUUCAUGGCAGAAUGAUAAAGAUUGAUGCCAAUUGCUGGCUCGAGGGUGAGAUGAACGCGAUCUCCCAUGUUCCAGGACGUCUUGAUCACCAGAGUGAAGCUGCAACGACAACAGAAGGGAUCAUAGAAAGUCUAGAGUGCUGA